GCUGGUCAUGGCGGCCAUGGGGCUUGGCCGAUUCACGCACUGGCUGUGGCCGGGCACGGCGGCGCGGGUGGCCAGCCACGAGCUCCCCGCCACGACCUUGACGAGCGCCUCCUUACCGGACUUCCCCUCCGGCUUCCGGGAGCCGGACGCCGUCACCUUCUCGAGCGCCGAAGCAGGCGGCCGCCGCGGGCGGCAGCGGAGGGCCAGGAGCCAGCGCCGCGGCCGCGGGGAGUGCAGGGUCGACAAGGAGUACGACAUGGUCAUCGUGCCAUCCGACGCUGGCGGCUGCCUGUCCGGGUCGGAGUCCGACGACUCGGACUGGUCCAUCGGCUGGCUCGAGCCGCAGGCGCCGGAGAUGCAGACGGACGGUGACCCCGAGACCGGCUUCGCCGUCCUCGUUCCCAGCUACCGCCGCGGCCACGCCGAGCAGCCCAGGGCGCCCGAGGGUCGCUUCCUGGGCGCUGGCGCUCUCGCCGACGGACGCCUCUCUGGUGAGCACUGCUUCAGUUCUUUGUGUUUACGUUUGCUCAGAAAGUCAGAAUUGGGAAGAAAUCAUUGCCACGUUUGCUUUGAUUAUCAAACUAUUAUUAUGUCCCCGCGGUGUUGAAUUUAAUAGGAAAUCACUUGCUGUUGUAGAUAGUACAGUACUCGUACCAACAGUUCACGUUAUAAACUCAAUUUUUGGCAAAGUCUGAAUAUCUUUCAGUUAUUGGUCGUCUGUUAUUGAUUUGGCAAUAAAUUCAGUUUGUUAAGUUAAAUACUCCAAAUUUCAUGAUAAGAUCCAAAUUUCAUGUCUUUUGCUGUUGUAGUACUAGCAUUUAUGGGGCACAUCGACUACUGGUCAUAUGCCAUUUUCAUGUUUGGUGCUGUUGAUUGCUGGGUUACGUUGCCUUUUCUAUGCUUUGAGCUUGAAAAUCCAAAUUUCAUGUCUUUUGCUGUUGUAGUACUAGCAUGUAUUUUUAUUAUUAAGUGAAUGCUGACAUCAGAAAGGAUGAUGCUGCCGCCAAGACAUGUGGUCAGAGGACCACAACAAGUUGUCCGCACCCUGCUCGCCAUUGUCCUCCGCCUCUGGGGCGUUCUGAGUUAGCUUGAGAUGGAUAAAUCCAUGGCAAAGCCAUCCCAGCACCACAAGCAGAAUCACAAGAGGUAAAGAAUCUUCUCAACAGGUGAUGAAAUAAAUUUAUAGACUAAUCAGUUGGGGCUCUAUGACAUACUUUGAAUUUGGAUUGCUUUCGAACAAACAAGCAAUUUAUUGCAUAUUUCUGAAUUCAGAGUGUAUCUGAACCCGCAAGCAAUAUGUCCAUGCUUUUGAACCAGCAAGAUGUUAUUAGUGUUGCUUUUGGACCUGAGGCUUGCUCUGUAAUCUGUAGGAAUAAGGCAUUGCCAAAUUUAGCACCGCUUUUACUGUAGAGUUUUUCUUAACCUGGCUACCAAGUUUCAGUGUGUUUCUGUAAGUAACAAUUAACAGUAGUAGUACCACUGUGUAAGUCACCAUAUUCUGUUGUAGGAUUAGUGAUCUUAGACCGUCAUUUUAUCCAUGCAUCGGAUCUUGGCUUUAAGCGGUUUCGGUCACAGAGUACUCGAAGCCAAGAUCCGAUGCGGAUAUUUGUGGUGGCCUGAAGAUCCCCGUUGCAAGAAAAACCACAUCCUGUGGAAGUAAAGAACCCGAUCAAAUCAUUGUUUCAAUUCUUUUAGUAGCCUUUCAUAGUUUUAAGAAAAUCUUCCAGUUGGAAAAGAAAAUGUUAAGUAAAUGAACCGGGACAGUUUUCUAUAGCAAAUAAUAUGGGACCAAGUGCCAGAUUUUACAGUACAAGUCAACCAAUUUAAUAAGUAUGCAGCUCCAAACUUCAUAACUGUUGCUUUUGUAUCUUCUGUCAUUCUUCAUUGUGCAUGCCAGAUAUUCUCUUUUGUUAUUUUUAUCAGACGGUUCUGUUGUAUUGUGCAUGCCAGAUUAUUUGUUAUGUAUACCCGAGGUGAUGAAAAAAAAAUCAAGUAGGAUGCAUGGGAAAUGAAUUUAUUUGAGUGCUUUGUUGUCUACAUACUAAUUCGUUUAUUUCUGAAAUUUAGCUUUGUUUUGUGACCUGUCCGUGCAUGGUAUCAUCGAUAUUAAUGAGUAAACUCCAGGGAAAAUAUGUUUGUGUUGGAUUGUUUUGGAGCUCAUGUUCCUGUUAAUUUUCUGAACAUUCAGACUUUUGUCCGAUGUUAUAUCUGAAUGUGUUUAUUUCAUAAGGUCUUGCUAUUUUCUGAAAUCAUUUGUCAGAUUUGAAGUCAGUGGUCUAAUUUGAUAUAUCUUUAUUGAAGAGAGACAAGUAAACGGGACCAAGUAAAGUUAUUUAACAUACUCUGCUUAAUUUAGGUUCUAUUCCAGAUAUGCAUUAGUUCAGCAAAGUUGAUGGCCUAUUCCGUGUAUGUGGUGUUCUUACCCUGUUUAGGACAUUGCGUGUUGUCAAUGAAGCGAUUGUAUCCGUUGAUGGAUAUGAGAGGCAGUUAGGAAAGCAGCACAAAAUCUAAAUUUGAAAAAGGAGACAGCCAUGACCAUCUUCUGUAAAGCAGUAUGCCUCUUCCCUAAAAAAAAGUCUGCAAGCUUAAAUAUUUAUUUUUUGCUGCUACUGCAGUUGUUCUACUACUUCCUACAAAAAGUCACAGAAUCCAGAGAAAGAAAGUUACGUGCCGUACAUCUAUACCAGUUUAACUUUUUUCUUUCCAAAUGAGGUUUUUCUUUUGUACUCCAUUUUCUGAAUGAUAUUGUAGUUCUUUACGUGUUUCCUGUCUUUUC
This is a messenger RNA of Lolium perenne, 2776 nucleotides long. Lineage: Eukaryota; Viridiplantae; Streptophyta; Magnoliopsida; Poales; Poaceae. The record is from RefSeq and is a predicted model, not a curated record.